Messenger RNA from Styela clava, 1685 nucleotides. Lineage: Eukaryota; Metazoa; Chordata; Ascidiacea; Stolidobranchia; Styelidae. The record is from RefSeq and is a predicted model, not a curated record.
CUACUUCGCUUCAUUUUAGAAUCUCAGGACGGAAUUUGACUACCAAAAAAGAGGUUUAUUGGAAUUCAUCGGUUCCUACAUCAAUCACGCCUCAACAUAUGGAACUUAUUGGACUGGAGGCCUCAACAGAAUAUUUUGUAACGGUCGAGGCUUGUGUGUCCGAAAGCAUGUGUAGCUAUGAAUACUCAGACAACAAAACUGCAAGUACAAGUGGAAUAUCCGAACCUGUGUUAUCUGCAACUCUAUCAACUAACUGUUCCAUUCAAUGGAUUUGGAAGAAUAAUGAAAAACCAGAAACAGUUACAGGUUUGAAAGUCACGAGAUAUUGCACAACAAUUGCAACAAGAUCGAACAUAAAGUCUCCCCUUAUUGACUCAUUCAACAUAUCGAUAUCGCAAACUUUUACUUCGGUACCCAACAGAAACUGCACAGUGUCAAUACAAGUUAUCGGGUGUGCAGGGCUGAGCGAGGCAGUGAAUGCGACCGGAUAUUGUGUUGGAAAACCAGCAGCUCCGAAAGAAAUUGCGAAACCAAUCUCUUCUGAUGACACCACCGACAGUAACGGGAUGCGCAAAAUAACCGUGACUAAACCCGAUGAAAGCAACGGUUUACUAAGCUGUUUAUUUAUCAUCGUAAAUGAUGGAUGGUCUGACGAAAACACAAAUUUUAGGAUGGAGGAUUUGAUCAAGGCACAGAGCUCAACAACAGAAUAUAUCGCCGUAGCGUUUCCAGUUUACAGAUUUACUGGCGAUAAAAAAGUCAUCAAUCUUGGCGAUGGUUCGAAAUCAUCUUGUAACGUCACUCAAACAAUCGAUGCCUUGUCUAAGAAGAGAAGGCGGCGGAGAAAUGUCGGAGAGAAUGCAAUAUUUGUAGGACAGAAUCGGAAACUUAACAGAGAAAAAUCUUACAGUGUAUUCGUCGUGUCAACAACGCCUUGUGAAAAUGAUAUUUGCUUGCUAGCGAGUCCGUUAAUUCUAUUGAUUAUAGGAAAAAAAUCGUUCGAGUUCAACAUUGUCAGCUUUGUGAUCGGUUUUCUUAUUCCUUUGAUCUUCUGCGUAGUCUUUGCCUUAAUCAUAUACAAACAGAUGAAGCAGAUAAAGAAGUUGAAGAAAAAUGCAGAAGCGAAAGAACAUAAUUACGAAACUAUACAAGAAAAAGCAACUUUCUCCAACAACCCAGUUUCUCAACCAUCAUAUUCGAACGUGCUACAGGAAACUAUCGUUUACGAACAAGCUCUACCUACGACAUGUAUACCAACACAAGUGGAAUCAGCUUACGAAACUUACAACACUUAAUGAACUUCAGCUAUGAAGUAUCUACUCGAACAUCAUGAAAUGAAAAAAAAAUGUUGAAUUUUAUAAAACACUUUGUAAACAAUCAUGUUGGUGUCGAUCGACAUUUCUAUGUUACAGCCGGACCCAGCAUUUAUUGGUCUCUAUUCACUUGCUCAUUCAGAGCGUAUUAAGCUCCUUAUGCUAUGCCGUAAACAUGUAUUGUCAUAUAUAUAUACAUUAUUUUAAACGACUUAAUUAGUUCUGUUUAUUCUGUGCAUUUCAUUAUACUGCAAUAUAGAAAAUCAAAAAGCGGUACUUGAAAGUGUCUAAUAGGGAAAAAGCUUCCCAAAAGUCAACAACAUAUGUCCUGUGAGUAUAAUCAGCACUGCAUUUCUUCCUGGUGGUGAAGUA